This is a messenger RNA of Annulohypoxylon maeteangense, 1983 nucleotides long. Its product is annotated as DUF155-domain-containing protein. The record is from RefSeq and is a predicted model, not a curated record. Lineage: Eukaryota; Fungi; Ascomycota; Sordariomycetes; Xylariales; Hypoxylaceae. The coding region runs from base 78 to 1739 and encodes 553 amino acids. The transcript has 3 exons.
CGUCAGGGCGAUCCGAGCUAGCUUUUAUACGUGUAAAGCUACGAAUACAUAUACUUUAAUAAUAGCUAAAUAUCACAAUGGCUGCAUCACCAAGAGCUUCGACGAGCUAUGGACCAAAGUCUGAACGAACUCCUCUGCUACGCCGAGAUACCGAUCGUCCCAAAAGCGCGCGCAACGUAACUUUUAAUCCGAACCCUGUAUCAAGAACCAUCGAUCCAGAUCCAGCUUCCUUGAGCUCGUCGCCUAGCACCAUAAACACUCUUGAGCAUGGACGCACGACAAGCUCCUUUGCCUCGGGGAGUAGCUCCGCCGCUCCGCCUCCUAUGCUCUCGGCGCUAAACAAUCGCCUACGUCGACGCAACAGCCACGGCUCCGUCUUCACUGCUCUCCCUCCGUCGAUCGGCCCUGUGCCGAAGAUUGGUCCUCAGCGAAGUUCCAAGACUGCGCAAAAACUGAAAUUGUUACCGAAUCCCGAGCUUGACGAAGAGGGGCCGGACGAGGAGAGCGGUAGAGAUGUCUAUUCGCAAUACACGCGUAUUAAAGAUCCUACCGCGAGGCGAGAUGCCGCACGCUUAGGUAAAGCAGACCGAGAUAGGUUACCACGGGUUACGGCCUACUGUACUGCAAAUAAAUAUCAAAUGGAUGGCUUGAUGCGGUUCCUAAAGGGCAGGGGCAAGAACCGGGGAACGAAUCCCAAAUUAAUCGACGAGUGCAUAUAUUCGCCUUAUAACUAUACGCUUGGAAAGUCGGCAGAACGAACUGAAGCGGCAGAAGAGAUACGUGAGAGGCCGGUUCAGAUGUAUGAAAGGAGGCAUUCAACAGGUGAAUUCGAAGAACACUCAGAUGAGUAUAGGAGGGAAAGCCUACACAACCUACAGGCGCAACAACAUGACGGGGCGUCAGAGGCUGAACAAACCUUCAGCAAUGGCCGAGAUAUACACAACAAUCUCACCUACCCGUCGCGACCAGAGGACGAAAGCGCGAUACAUGAUCCACAUUCUCAUUCGGAACAGCACUCGCAUGACGUUGAGUUCGACACCAAUGUACACACUCCGGAGGUAUUCCUGUUCGAUUACGGUGUCGUAGUCAUAUGGGGGAUGACGCUGGGACAAGAACAACGAUUUCUAAAAGACAUAGCAAAGUUCGAACUUGAGAAGCUAGACCCGGACGAUAUGGAAACGGAAUGCUUCAAUUUCUAUUAUACGAACGAGUAUCAGCCGCGGAUAUACAACGACUUCAUCACGUUACGAGAUAAGAGGAAUUAUAUGACGAAACUAGCUAUAUCACAUGCACUCGCCCAGAGCGUCAAGACCUCCCUUUUCGAAGAACUCAUCGCUUCGACUGUCGACACAUGCAAGGAUAUCCCGACGCAAAUAGCUCUAACGGGAAAAAUCGCCCUUUCACGCGCACAAAUCAAUAUGCAGAUCGGUGAGCUGUUCAUCCUCAGGAUCAACAUCCACCUCAACGGCAGUGUCCUCGAUACGCCCGAGCUCUUCUGGGUCGAGCCCCAUCUUGAGCCCGUCUACCAGGCCGUCCGGAGCUACCUCGAGAUGGACCAACGUGUCGGUCUUCUCACCGAACGACUUGAUGUCAUUGCAGAUUUGCUAGCCGUGCUGAAAGAUCAGCUCAGUCAUGGGCAUGGCGAGAAAUUGGAGUGGAUCGUUAUCGUGCUCAUCGCAGCGGAGAUCUUGGUCGCGGCAGUCAACAUCGUCGUCGACCUGUACGCGGGCGUAGAUUAGCGUCUCAUCAAUACCAGACUAGUUUGUUUUUUCAUAGAUGGGAAAAAAUGCAAUGGGCGGCGUUGGGGGUGCAUCGGAUUGGUUACAUAGCCUCAUACGUAGUGUAGCAUACAUAACAUACCUCAUACCUAAGUGAACUCCAUCUUCAUAGCAUCCAUACCUUCAAGUCGUUAGGUACGGCGGAUCUAUUAGCAAAAGGCUGUCAAUUCGGGAUAUAUAGUUUGUAUAUAUAGCAUCAAUGCCG